Molecule: messenger RNA, 3227 nt
Organism: Antechinus flavipes (yellow-footed antechinus)
Lineage: Eukaryota; Metazoa; Chordata; Mammalia; Dasyuromorphia; Dasyuridae
Gene: APMAP
Product: adipocyte plasma membrane associated protein
Exons: 9
Coding region: 94-1155 (353 amino acids)
Biological process (GO): biosynthetic process
Molecular function (GO): strictosidine synthase activity
Source: RefSeq, a predicted model, not a curated record
GGCCGCGGGCAGGCUUUGAAUUGCUCUUCUUUGAGGUGGGAGCCACAAGCCGCGGCUUCAGUCUGGGCGUCGGGAGACAGCGGUGUAGUCGCCAUGAAUGAGGCAGAGGGGCUGCGGCAGCGCCGGCCCCGGCGGCCUCAGGUCAUCACCGAGGACAGCCAGGCGCAGGAGGCCAAGCAGGGCAGCACUUAUAGCAGUAGAGUUUUCCAGAUGACCUUUAUGAUGCUAGCAGUGUCUCUUACCAUUCCCUUGCUUGGAGCAGUAACUCUGCUAAAUUGCCCCAUUGAUCCUCAGCCUCUCAGUUUCAAAGAGCCUCCCUUCCUCCUUGGAGUACUGCGAUCAAAUGUAAAGUUGCAACAAGCAGAAAAAUUAUUUGAAAACCAGCUUAUUGGUCCAGAGUCCAUAGCAAAUAUUGGUGAUGUUUUGUUUACUGGCACUGCUGAUGGUCGAAUUGUAAAACUUGAAAAUGGAGAAGUAAUCACUAUUGCCAGACUUGGUGAAGGCCCUUGUAAAACCAGAGAAGAUGAACCUGCUUGUGGCAGACCUCUUGGCAUACGAGUUGGGCCUAAUGGUACACUCUUUGUGGCAGAUGCUUACCAAGGGAUAUUUGAAGUGGAUCCCAAUACAGGUAGAGUGAAACAUCUCUUGUCUUCCAAAAUACCCAUUGAAGGAAAGAAAAUGUCAUUUGUGAAUGAUCUGACAGUUACCAAAGAUGGGAGGAAAAUUUAUUUUACGGAUUCUAGCAGUAAAUGGCAAAGACGAGAUUAUCUGCUUUUGGUUAUGGAAGGUACAGAUGAUGGACGAUUGCUAGAAUAUGAUACGGUAACCAGAGAAGUAAAGGUUUUAAUGGAGGGAUUAAGAUUCCCGAAUGGAGUCCAGCUGUCUCCUGCUGAAGAUUUUGUUUUGGUGGUAGAAACUACUAUGGCAAGAAUAAGAAGAUUCUAUGUAUCUGGGCUUAUGAAAGGUGGAGCAGACAUGUUUGUGGAAAACAUGCCUGGUUUUCCAGAUAACAUUCGACCAAGCAGCUCUGGAGGUUACUGGGUUGCCAUGUCAACUGUUCGACACAAUCCUGGGUUUUCUAUGAUGGAUUUCUUAUCAGAAAAACCAUGGAUUAAAAGAUUAAUUUUUAAGCUCAUUUUACAAUUGAGGAACUGAGGCAAACAGGGUUAAGUGAAUUCCCGAGGGCCACACAGCUAGUAUGUGUCUGAGAUCAGAUUUGAACUCAUGAAGAUGAAUCUUCCUGACUUCAGGCCUGGCAUUCUAUCUAUUGUGCCACCAAGCUACAUUUCAAGAAUAUAAAAUAAGCACAAAAUAUCUGUAUGUGACUUUCUAUGAAACUCUUAAUUUUUAUUGAAUUCAAUUGUCAGGCUAUCAAAUUUUAUUAGCUAUGCUAAUUUUUAAUCACAUUUAUAAUAAAGAUUUUCUAAAACUAUUUAUUUACCAUUUAGUUUAAUUCCAGGAAAACUAUUGCUUUGUUUAUGGACCCAAUAUUGGCACUGAAGAUUGAUAUUUCUUUUAGCUGAAGAAACUCAGGAUGAAAAAACUAUAAUAGAAAAAAACACACACAUAAGCUUGGAAUACUGUAGAUAUGGGUUCUAGUUUCAACUUUGCCACUGCCUAGUUCUAUGACUUUGAGCAAGGAAUGUUCAUUUUUGUGCUUCUAUUUUCUUUUCUAAAAAAUAGAGAUAAUAUCUAUGUUUCCUAACUUCCAAGGUUGUGAUCACAGUUAAGAUAAUGUGUGAAAGCACUUUGGAAAACUCAAAUAUUCUGAUUCAGAUGUUAAGUACUAUUUUAGAAUUUAAUGUUCUCCUUUCCUUGUAUUCUUUGAACAUAAUAUGGCUUUCAUUGUAAUUUCAUGGUAUUAUGAAAUAAUGUGAAAUAUUGCAUACAAUGUGUACAUCUAUGAUUUUGUAAAGGAUAAUAGCUCCUUGUAUUUCUUGUGCUGGCCUGAAUAAUAUAUUAUUGCCCACUUUUAAACUACAAUAAGGUGUUUGUUUCUUUGGUAAAAUAGAGCUUAAUGGAAAAUAACCAGUACCCUAUUUUGCACAUGUAUAUAUAGUAAUGUCCACAUUUAAAAUGUAACAUAUAUUUAGUUUUGUUUACUAUUGUUUGUCCUUUCUCAAAGAAGACCAUGACAUCAAGGAAAUGAUGCUAUGACAAUCAAAUGAAUUGGAUUUAAAUGAGGGUGGGUUGUACAAAGUCAUCAGUUUCACUUUCCCUUCUAGAGCCAUCUGGGUUCAUUGGCAAAAUAUAGAUCAGGAUGACUGGAGAUUUGCUUAUAUUGGAAUAAUUUUUAUGGGAUUAUAACUUAAGUGGUUAUAAAAUACUAUUUGAAAAAAAAAGGAUACCCACUGGAAAAUGGUUACUUUUUUAUUUUAACUUUUUUUUUUAUUAAAGCUUUUUAUUUUUCAAAACAUAUGCAUGGAUAAUUCUGCAACAUUAGUCCUUGCAAAACCUUGUGUUCCAGUUUUUACCCCCUUCCCUAACCCCUUCGCCUAGAUGGCAAGUAAUCCAAUAUAUGUUAAACAUGGUAGAAAUAUAUUUAACUUUAUUUUUUUUAAAAAGAGAUAUUUCUGGCUCUUAAGCUCCUGAGAAGCAGUGUGCCAACAAUUAUUUAUUGAGAAUGCCUGGGCUAGGCACUGUAUCUUGUAUUCUUCAGCAAUAGCACCCAGUACAGAUAAUCAAUAAACUUUGCUUGUAUUCAUUCUCUACUUUCCUAAUAUUUGCUUUAGGAACAGGUGUUGUGGGCCAAAAGAAACCUUUCAUUUUAUUUUAAAGUUGCAGAACACCCGUAUGCUAAAAAGCAGUUGCCACUAAAAUAAUUUAUAGUGAACUAUGGCCAAAGGUCCAUCACUUCAUUACAAGUCUUGUGUGGAGUUUCUCCCAACUUAGCAUGCCUUCUCUGAUUUUAAAGCAGAAAUGGAUAAAAAUUUUACAUUUUAUACUUUGUUUAUACUUUUAUGCUUAUUAAUACAGUUUUAGCAUGUAUUAAUAGUUAUGCUGUUCUCAUUCAUAUAUGUUGCCAUAGGACAUUGUAAACUAAUAAUAUCUGAUUAUUUUUAGAUCCAAAUUGGUAAGUUAUUAUUUUAUUUUUUUUUUUUGCUAUAUUUUGACUGGUUGGGAGGUACCUUAUGCACCAACACAAUUAGAGUUUGGUUAUUGAGAACCUAUUAUGUGAAAUAAACCUUAGUUUCAAUCAGAAACUAAAGUCUUCUGCUAUGUUUCCU